Messenger RNA from Talaromyces proteolyticus, 369 nucleotides. RefSeq lists its product as uncharacterized. The transcript has a single exon. The annotation marks the transcript as partial. The record is from RefSeq and is a predicted model, not a curated record. Lineage: Eukaryota; Fungi; Ascomycota; Eurotiomycetes; Eurotiales; Trichocomaceae.
CAACUUGAACUCGCUACUAGUGUUCGUGCCUGUGCUGAAGAGCUGAAAUCUAAAACAAGAUCUAUGAAUAUUUCCAUUGGCAAUGUCGGGGUCAUGGCCUCUCCUAAGGGCCGGACUGUCGAUGGAUUCGAGACUCAGUUCGGCACAAAGCAUAUAGCCCAUUUUCUAUUAUUUUACCUGGUCAAACCUCUAUUGCCUUCCUCGUCGACCUCUGUAUUCCAUUCUCGGGCUGUCUACCUUUCAUCUAGCGCCCAUAGAACCUCUUCAGUUCAAUUUGAUAACCUCGGCUUGGAAGGAGAAUACGAGCCCUGGAAACCUUAUCGUCAGACCAAGACCACCAAUCUAUGGACCGCCAGUCAGAUCGAAUAA